Molecule: messenger RNA, 3137 nt
Organism: Anarrhichthys ocellatus (wolf-eel)
Lineage: Eukaryota; Metazoa; Chordata; Actinopteri; Perciformes; Anarhichadidae
Gene: cyld2
Product: cylindromatosis (turban tumor syndrome) 2
Exons: 14
Coding region: 152-2323 (723 amino acids)
Biological process (GO): protein deubiquitination
Molecular function (GO): cysteine-type deubiquitinase activity
Source: RefSeq, a predicted model, not a curated record
AAGAGGAAGAGAUGCUCUCACCUGCUUUUGUUGGCAAUUAAUUCAUGCUUCGCGGAGUAAUUUCCCUCGACAAAUAAAAACGCUUAACGGCUUCUGUAAAGCCCAUUUACCUGCUUCAAAGCCGUUUAACAGACUACACUGUAGUGGAAACAUGGAGCCCAAAGCCGUUGUUCUGAAGGAGAAGUUUUUCAUCGUGAUACGCGGGAAGUCGAGGAAAGGCUUCUGUCGAGGAUGCAUCGGCCGCGUGGAGGCGGAGCUGCAGCGCGGAGAGCUGACGGGGCUGCUGUACGGCGGCGGCGGAGGCGGCACCGCGGGGAGCCCCAAGAGCGGAGGUGUGAGGAGGGAGGACACGUACCCUCUGACCCGACACCAGGCGCAGCUGCUGCUCUUCGUUUCCCCCGCGAGCAAACGCCUGGAGCUGCUGUGCAACCCGCAGCUGUUCUCGGCGAUCUGCGAGCUGUCUCAGGACGACCUGGUGGUGGUGAAGCACAAGAGGGGACACCUGCCGGGGCUGAUGAAGAACCUGAUGGAAAUUGGGAGGAAGGAGAACAAAGACGACCUGCACAUGCUCGGCUUUGAAGUGGAGUUUGUGGACAGUGAUCACAAUCUGUCAUCUAAGAAACCUGCACCCCUUCCCCUGUUCAGUGCAGCAGACAUCGUCCAGGUGGUCCCAUCUUACGCCGUUCCCAAUGGUCUGCAAUGGAAAGACGGCCAAUGUGAGGGUUUAAACAGAAAAGGGGUGACGCGCAUCAAUUCCAUGCCGAAUAUAGGAUCUCAUGCACGACACGUCAGGGAGAACCGCACGGAGCAGGGUGUCAUUCAGAGCCAACCUUCGAGCACGUCUCAUGUGUCUCUGGAGGUGGGCUCCAUGGUGGAGGUGGUGUCCAACUCGGGUGUCACAGUGUACGGGGUCAUCCAGUGGUUGGGGGUGCCAGAAGGGAAGACCAACAAAUGGGCUGGGAUUGAAUUGGACUAUGACGUGAACGGCUGCUCUGAUGGGAAGCACGGAGGCCAGAGGUAUUUCACCUGCAAAAUGGGCAGAGCUUUGUUUGUUCCCGUCGCAAAGUGCAGCCCCGAUGGCAGGUUCGUCUGCUCGUCUACAGGGACGGAGAACCUCAACCCCGCAGACGCACCUCCAGUUCCUCCAUUUGAGGACCCAGAGGAGGAUGUACCUCCUAUUCCUGAAUCCGAGGCCUUGUCUUUGUUAGUGGGACGAAUGAAAGGGAUUCAGGGUCACAUCAACUCCUGUUACCUCGAUGCAACGCUCUUCAGUUUGUUCGGCUCAUCCGUGACCCUGGACAACAUCUGCAGAAAACCUGCUGACACGGAGAAACCCAUAACCUGCACUCUAAGAAAAAUAGUCAACCGUUUGCGCAGACACGGGUUCGUGCCUGCAGUGAAUGUGAUGAAUUUCCGUAAAGAGCUUGGCUGCGACACCUUCCGAACAGAGGAGAAAGACCCAGAGGAGUUCAUCACAGUCCUCUUUCAGAAGGUGCUUUGCAUGGAGCCGCUGCUCAAGCUCAGAUCGGGACCAGAAACAUGCCAGGGUGCCUACACCUUCCAGAUCUUUCUGGAGAAAGAACAGAUGGGACAGAUGCCCACUGUCCAACAGCUGCUGGACACGUCCUGCCUGUCUGGGGACCUCAAGUUUGAAGAGAUGCCGUCCUGUCUAAUGGUUCAGAUGCCGAGGUUUGGAAACAAGUAUAAGAUGUUCUCUCACAUAAUUCCCUCCACCGAGCUUGACGUCACAGAUCUCCUAUACAACUCUCCAAGGGAAUGCUUCGUCUGUGGGCAGUUGGCAGAGUACGAGUGUCUUCAGUGUCUACCAGAUCGCAAACUGCAGCCAGGGAGAAUAAAACAGUACUGCUCUACCUGCAACACACAGGUGCACACCCAUCCCUCCCGGCAGGGUCACUCUGCCAAAGCUCUGGCAGUACCAGCAGAUGCGGCCUCUGGUUCUCCUGUGCCCAGGCACAUGAUGCAGCUGUUUGCUGUGCUCUGCAUUCAAACCAGCCACUAUGUGUCCUUCGUCAAAUUCGGCCCUGAUCCUCACUCCUGGCUCUUCUUCGACAGCAUGGCAGACAGAUGCGGUGACGAUCAACGCGGCUACAACAUUCCUGUGAUCCGAGCUUGUCCGGAGUUGGGUGACUUCCUGUCCCAGCCGGAGGAGGAGCUGGCUUGUUCCAACCCCUCCCAGGCAUCUGAGCUAGUGCGCAGGCUGCUGUGUGACUCUUACAUGUUUCUAUACCAAAACCCAGCCGCCCCACUUUCAAAGCCAAACCAGCAGGAGUCUUGUGAGGACGAGGACAUGCCGUUCCAAUAACAGUGCCUUAAUAACCUUGCAUCUGUGCGCAAUCAACUGGAUUUUGUGUUUGUUAUUACAUACAGGAAGUGAAACGGAUGCUUCUAACGUCAUGGAGGAAAAUAAUACUGCUGAAGAGAAACUGACUAUGAAUGAUCGUAGUUAAAGUUGAUGCAGAUGUGUAAGAAGAAAAAGAACGUCAGUCGGUGCUGAGGCUAACUGCCCCCUCUCAGACACACUGUGAUCACUUAAACACUGCUCUCCAAACACCAAUGAGAGUCAAACUAACUAUAACACAAUGUAAAGACAACUCUAGAUUAGAAUGUUGUCUGUCCCUAAAGAGAGACCUUGGAUUGGCAGAAAAUCUCUCUACUGUCAGAGAUCAAGUACAGGCUCAGACCACAAACUGGAAGACACACACACACAAUCAUGGCAACCAAAGUAAAACAGUGUGUGGUCACUGUUGGGGAGACUGAGACAGAGAGGCACUUCCUCCUAAAUUGUAACACAUUAAAUGAAAUGAGGAACGAUUACUUUGACAAAUUCAACUCUGUAAUCCCAGAUUUUGAAAGAGCUUAAUGACUUCUCAAAAUUGAAAAUGGUCCCAUGAGGAGAAUUUGAGGCAUAUCUUGUGUGUAUCAACAUGCCACAAUCUGACAGUGAAUGACCUAGAUACACAUACAUGCGUUUGUUCAAAUGUAAUUGUAAUACUGUACAUAUAUCUUCAUUACACAACAAUCGUAUUGUGUUGAUAUUAAUAUUAUUGUGUACUUUUGUUUUUUGAUGCUUUUGGCAACAUUGUUUUUGAAUGCGCAGUAAAAUAUUACACUCUGAA